This is a messenger RNA of Durotheca rogersii, 2105 nucleotides long. RefSeq lists its product as uncharacterized. NCBI's taxonomy places the organism in Eukaryota, Fungi, Ascomycota, Sordariomycetes, Xylariales, Xylariaceae. Gene Ontology annotation, molecular function: protein binding. The transcript has 2 exons. The coding region runs from base 723 to 1763 and encodes 346 amino acids. The record is from RefSeq and is a predicted model, not a curated record.
CCCCCCCCUCCCCCCAACCCUCCAGUCCUCCCCUCUCCUCCGCCCUCCCCUCCGCGCGCUACUGCUUUCUCCACCAGCGCUGGACCGUACAUCGAACAUCGCACGCACAUUGCACAUCAUACGUACAUACAUGAGCGCAUCUGGCUGGGGAUAGCUUCCUAGCUGGCUGCCGCUCGCCUCGUUUCGUGCCUCGGGACGAUCUACAUGCAGCUACUGAUUUAGACAUCCCCACCUAGAUGUAGAGCCAGACCAACAGAGCGAGAUCCGUCUCGAAGCCAAGCAGGGGAAGCCGACAAGAGGGUGCGCCCCUCUGGUAGAGGCAACUGUCGCGAAUCGCGUACUCGUCGUCAUCUCUCGUAGCGGUGCUCGGCCUGGCGAUCCGGCGCUCGCUACCUAGCCAUUCGGCGACAUCGGAUCGUAUCGGCUAUAUAGACUACACCACGGCUGGAACUCACACUCACACCUCGCUGUCAUUCUGCGGCGUACAUUCCACACAAUAUCUCACCGAUGAUUGUCCGUAUUAGCCUCAUCCACCCCUACCUACAUAUCUGUAUACAUACCCGCAGCAUCGUGCUUUGAGUCCUGUUCGGCUGCGCACCAGACUGGGCAGGCACCUCAGGGAGGGGAAGGCAUCAUUGCUGCCACUUCACCACCGUAUUUGCUACUAUACUCAGAUAUAACCUUCCCUAUUCUCGCCCCCCCCCCUCCCCUAGGCUACGAGCAUGUCGACGCAACCAGCUCUCGAAGCGGAGCCGCGACAGCAGCUCGUCACGAAGACCCGUGAUCUGACCUUGGUCACGUCGCGUCAUACCACGCAGCCGUCGCCUCUGCCUUCUCUACCUGCACCUUCGCCGGCCGCCGAGAGUGGCGAUGCUACCCCGCGGCAGCUGGCCUCGAGAACGGCCGCCCCUAUUGAUGCCCAACCAACUCCCUUGGCUACGGGAUUUUCUGUUCCCGGCCGACUGGAAUUAAACGAUGUGAAGCUCAACGAUGAGAUUCCGCGGCCCGUGGCGGGCCAAUCUACUGAUGUUUGCUGCCCGUCACCAGAUAGCGUGGUCUUGCCUGUGGUGCUGUCACCAUCGCCCGAUGCGACGGCACCUGCUCGAGACCUAGACGGGGAGGGAGUAGCAGAUGUCAUAACGAGGGCAUCUACGCUGUUGCGGUGGGGGUGGGACUCGCUGUGCUUGGAUGGCUUGCCGAAUGAGAUCCUCACGCACAUUCUCACCUUCCUAGACGUGAGCGACCUGCUCUCUACUUCUAGGAUCAACCAUCACUUCAGGACCCUGUCACUCCAUCCCAUCCUCCACGCCCUACGGCUCCGACGUACCCGGCUCUGCCUCCCGCCACUCCUGACCUCGCCUUCGCGUCCCACGCUCGCGCAGUUAAUUGCGCGACACAUCGUCAUGACGCAUAGGUCACAGGUCUCGCGGCAGCUGGCACGAAACCUGGUGGCGAUCCGUCUGUCGCGGCGCCUGCCGUUGCGGCCGUCGGCGGAGUCGCUGGUGCAGCGCGGCGUGCUGCCACCCGAGGUCGUCGAGGGCAGCGUGGCGCCGGGCCUGGUGGCUAAGAGGCGCGCGGUCGAGAAGGAGAGGCUGAAGGACGGCCUCCGGCGUUGGAUCGGCGCGGUCUGGCGCGGCGAGGUAAGAGAGCGGAGCGAGGGCGUCCGGCAGUGGGAGGAACUUGCCGGCGUGGGGAGGGUUUGGCGGUUGCGGAAAUUCUGGGAGCGCGUGGGGAGGGGCGCGGGCGGCGGCGUAGACGUAUAGGGUGGAUGAGAGGAUGAUGUAGGUGGGUGCACUCCUUCUAGAUGAGGGAGAUGAGAUGUCGACACGAAGCUACGAUUGAAUAUCCGCGGUCUGUCAGACGGACGAGAACGGGUACCUCUGGUGCGCUUUACGAUGUCGCCCUGGGUAGGCCUGUUGGAUUAUGUUCUUUUCUUGUUCGCGUUGGAAAGGGCACGGAAAUUCUAUCCUCUCCUAUAUGUAUGUAUACCUGUAUAGUGGCGCCUCGGAUGAUGGUUUCUUGCACCCAGGCAUGUAACGAGUAGUUGGGGAAUGAAUGCACGACUAGUUUAGGCAUCGUUUUAUUAUACACCUAUACCAUAUGGA